Pseudogymnoascus destructans is the source of this 249-nucleotide messenger RNA. RefSeq lists its product as uncharacterized. Lineage: Eukaryota; Fungi; Ascomycota; Leotiomycetes; Thelebolales; Thelebolaceae. The transcript has 3 exons. The record is from RefSeq and is a predicted model, not a curated record. Bases 1 to 249 code for a protein of 82 amino acids.
AUGCACCUACGGAGAGCCGAACCUGUUGCGCCUCUCCCUGAGGCUGGGGGCCCCGUCGUCCGCAACCUCAACGACCCACGCCAAGCCCUUCUUCAUCACGCUGAGACCCUUGCUGAGCUGGAUCAGGCCAAGACCAAGGCUCUCAAGGCUGCUGCUGCUACGUUCCAUGCUGCUACUGAUGCGGCUCUAGAUGCCUACCAGGUUGGCCUCAACGCCCACGUCGCCGCCCUGAAGUUUGUACUCGAGUGA